Molecule: messenger RNA, 6230 nt
Organism: Anolis sagrei ordinatus
Lineage: Eukaryota; Metazoa; Chordata; Lepidosauria; Squamata; Anolidae
Gene: PPP1R18
Product: protein phosphatase 1 regulatory subunit 18
Molecular function (GO): phosphatase binding
Source: RefSeq, a predicted model, not a curated record
AAGAAGAGGAGGAAGGAAGAAAGGAGAAGGAUAAGAAAGAGGAGGAGGAGGAAAGGAAGAAAAGAGGAAGGAGGAGGGGGCGGAAAGGGACUGACUAACCAAACCCUUCCUUCCUCUGGCAAGGCAGCCCUGACUCAGAUCCUCCACCCGAAUCUCCUCCCUUCUUUCUCUUGCUUUGAGGGACAGAGAGUGGCAGCCAAGAAAAGGAACUUCUCAUCCAGCUGGGAUCAUCUGCACCUCUUCCCCAGAGAUGGACCCAGCGGAGGACCCAGCCCACCUUCUGCCCCACAUCUCUUGGACCACCUUGGUUUGAUAGCGUUUGAACUCCUGGGAUUGCUUGAAAUUCAGAAACAUCGAGAUCCUAUUACAGUAGGUUUUCCGCCUAUUUCCUGUGAGUCUACUACACAAAGAUGUCGACUCCUGUGCUGCCAGAAUGGAAACUCCAGUUGCUGGAGCGCCGGCGGAAAGAGGAAGAGGAAACCCGUCGGCGGGAGCGGGAACAGCUAGACCGCAUGGCCAAGAUGCCCGCCUGGAAACGGGAGAUCAUCGAGAGGCGACGGGCCAAGCAGGGCUCCAGCACUUCCUUCUCUGAGACAGGCGGGCUGGGUGGGACUGAGAGUGGGGCAGCCCCUGUACAUGCCACAGCAACACCAGGUCUAGGCGGAGAGCUGGAGAGUUCUGUGCUGCAGGAGAAGAUUGGGCCGGUCCACCAGAACCCUUUCAUCCAACUGGAGAAGCGCCGAUACAAGGAGUCCGCCCCGUCGGAGAGUGACCUUGCCAACGUUAAGGCCAAGCAGAUUGUGGAUCUUUAUGGGCAGAUCCCUGGUGUCCGCACCCUACGUGCUGACAACGUCAUCAUUAUUGAGUCCGUGCCAGGGGCACCACCGGCGCAACUCGCCAGUGAUCGACACACAGGUGAAUCCAAAUCAGGCAGUGUGGAAUCCCUGAAUGAGCUGUUGGCACGGCGCGGGGGCAGCGUGACGGAGAUCCGUGCCGGGGAGGUCUUCAUCGUAAAGUCUGCCUUGAGCCGCAGUGUGGAGGACCUCAACUCUGUCGGCAGGGCUGAGUACCGAACAUCCCUACCAGAGCAACGCAGAGGACGGGUGAGCAAAUUGCUGAGCCGAUUCAGCCAGGAGGAGAGCAGCGGGACAGUGUCACCACGUCCGGUGAGAUCCCUUAGUACCGAGAACCUGACAGACAGUAACUACGUGGCGAGGAAGCCAGGCCACUCACGGGCAGACAGCAGCCCAACUUGGCAGUACCAUGACAGCAUACCCAGUCCUCCCCGUGACCUGCCAGGACUAACCCCUCCGGUGCCCUGUACUGUGGCUUCUUAUCGCAGCCAGUUUGAAGCCAAAUCUGGCAGUGGGGAGGCCUGGCCAGACAGUCCUCCGAGACGUUCACCAACUGGCAAAGCAUGGGGAAGGGAGGCGGCCUCUCCAGAGAGAGGGUCCAAACUUGAGAGCAGCGAUUCAGAGGCUUCUUUUGAGAUCCACCCUGUGCCACCUCCAGCCUCAGUUGCUGAAGACGAUGUCCAGGGCAAAGCCUUGGCCAAUCUGCGCCUCCACUCCCGGAACUCCUUUAUGGUGGUGCCGAGACGGGGCUCGGCCUCCCCUCCUCCACCCUCAGAACCCAAGCAGGAAGCCACCCCUUCCCCACUUCCUCCUCCUUCUUCUGUCAAGCCCCCAACCCCCACUUCCUGCUCCUCGCCCAGUUCUGAACAACUUCUCCUGGACUCUGAGGAGCCACCGGAGGCUGAGGCCAUGAGACGCAUGGUGGGAGGAAGCAGCGGCAUUAAGGAGGACGUCAGAGUGGGGGGCUUGGCCCGGGCCUCGUCCCCCCACCCAGCCGUGCAGCGUCGCAGUGGAAACACCAUCACAAUCAAUCCUCGCAAAGCCCCAGUGGCACCUGUCACCACAGCAGUGGAGAAUGGCAUUGAGAGCGACGGUCCCCCCAUCACAGCCCCUGUGAAGAAGCGAUAUCCCACAGCCGAGGAGAUCCAGGUGAUCGGAGGAUACCUCUCACUGCAGAGAUCUUGCCUUGCAAAGAACGACCCACACCGGAAAAAGCUUAAGAUUUCAUUCAGUGAGAAUCAGUUGGAAAGGACCUUCCAAUACCCAUCAGAAGGCUCGCUAUUGGAGGAAUUUGGGCCUCCUGAGGAGUCAGACUCCCUGACCUGCACCAAUCCCCAUGGGGAUGAGGAAGAGGAGGAGGAGGACCUGCUGCUGCUUCAUCGUGGCCUCCCAGGACUGCUGAGGACCAAGCCCCUCAUUGUGGAUGAAUCCUGUCGGCGGUAGCCCCGUGCAUCUUCCUCCGUCGCUGGGAAGGGUGGCUCACACAUCAAUCUUCAGGCCAUACUCUGAAUUCUUCAAUUGGACCUUAACUUGAUUCCAUCUUCCAGUGACCGCAAACCCCAUGGAAAGAAGCAAGGACCAAGAGAGACUGGGAAAUCCUGCCCUAGGGCUUUGGAUGCAUUUAUUCCUUUGGGACGAGAGCAACGGUUCUGAAAAUACCUUUCCCUGUUUGGUAUUUUUCACUUUGGAUGACUCUGGCACUGAAAACAGGACCUCAGAGAUACCCCCACUCCCCCAAGACUACCUUGAAAUAGAGACCGCAGCAUAACCCUAGGAGAUGCUGCCUGCUUCCAAUGGUAGAGAGGAGUUCUCGGCCACACGGGUUUGAUCCAGAGACUCCUUUUCCUAUCCCUACACACUGCCAGCCAACACAGAGUCCGGUGCCAACAGCAGCUUAAAAAUAUAUAUCUUUUUACCACCAGCAGGGAGAAGCACUGAACUUUCUGAAGUUGGCUUUUGCAAACAAGGGCUAAUGUUGUUAUAUCUUUCUCUUCCUGCUAUCAUCCAAACCACAUUUGAUACCCCCAUUGGGCUGAGUGACUUUCUGUAAUGCCCAGAUCUACUACCUUUUUUUUUCUUUUUUGGCAAAGAAUAUGGGUAUAUCAAAGUUUUAAAGAGAGUGAAGUAAAAACAUUUCUGUUAGCAGCCAUAUGAGUGAAGGGAUAGUAGAUGUAGGGAGUCUAUAGCAUUAAGAGAAACACUUAGCUUGCAUGUGGCAUAAAAGUAUGGAGUAAAGACGAGGGAUUUCUGGUUGUUCUCGCUCUUUCUCUGUCAGGGCCCUUGAACAUUGCCAUAUAAAAUCCAGACUAUGGCUUCAAACUACAAGAAAGGAGAUUCCAUCUGAACAUUAGGAAGAACUUCCUAACUGUGAGAGCCGUUCAGCAGUGGAACUCUCCGCCCCGGAGUGUGGUGGAGGCGCUUUCUCUGGAGGCUUUUAAACAGAGGCUGGAUGGCCAUCUGUCGGGGGUGCUUUGAAUGAAAUUUUCAUGCUUCUUGGCAGGGGGUUGGACUGGAUGGGCCACUAGGUCUCUUACAACUAUGAUUCUAUGAUUAUCUGCUUUCAACUGGAUUAUAUGGCAGUAUAGACUCAGAUAAUCCAGUUCAAAGCAGAUAAUGUGGAUUAUCUGAUUUGAUAAUCUGGAUUAUAUGGCAGUGUAGAAGGGGCCUCAGUCUCUAAACCAGUGUUUCCCAAACUCUGGUCUUCCAAGUAUUUUGGACUUCAGCUCCCAGAAUGCCCAGUCAGUGAUCAAAACAGCUGAGACCUGGGAGUUGAAGUCCAGCCAUUGCUCAGUCUAAGCUAUUCUGGACGAAGGCAGACCAGUAUGGUUCUAGUUCUUAAAGCAAAAGCUGUGAGUAGGCAUGCAACUGGGCAAAACUGGGAGGGUCUCUGGGUAUUCUUAAAAUAGGAGCACUUGGUAUUAAAGCAUGGAACUGGGAAAAAUGGGAAACAGCUCUCUCUGCAUGUGGGUAGAGCUAGUCGCCAUUUGGGACUGUGUAUCCCGCCUUUUUUCCUUUUUUUUUUUUUUACAAAAAAUUAAGGCAGAGGUAGUUGUGUUAGUGACAACCAGACAUGUUUUUGGAUGUAUAAAAAAGGGGAGGCAGGAGUGUGUGGAGAUGAUCCACAAAGUGGAGGCAAGAGGAAAGGACAACUAUCUGUUUUAAUCAUGUUUGUUUCCUGUUCAGGGUUGAGAUUUCAUGUGUGAUUGGAUGAGCGAAUGGCACGAGAUUGGAUGAAAAGCACCUGGUGAACUGUUAGAAAAUGAAGUGAUAUUUUGACACACACAUAUAUAAAUCCUGAUGAGUUACUUGCCAUUUUUCACUGCAUAGUAUUUUGAAGUAUGUCAAGGCCAAACUAGGACUGGCUUUCCAAAAAUGGAGAAUAAUCAGUUUCAAAAUACAGCCUGCCCUUCACUUUUGGGGGGGGGGGGGGGGUUUACAGACAUAGGGACUCCAUUAUAGUGAAAAAACAUGAAUAAAAUGAUUGCUUUCUUUCUUUCUUUUUUACUGAAAGAACACCUCAGGAGAUUUUACGUCUUCCAGCAUUAGUAAAGGUAAAGGUUUCCCCUUGACAUUAAGUCUAGUUGUGUACAACUCCGGGGGUUUUGUGCUCAUCUCCAUUUCUAAGCUGAAAAGCCGGCAUUCUCCUUGGACACCCCCAAGGUCGUGUGGCUGGCAUGACUGCAUGGAGUGCCAUUACCUUCUCGCCGAAGUGGUAUCUAUUGAUCUACUCACAUUUGCAUGUUUUUGUUACUGCUAGGUUGGCAAAAGCAGGAGCUUACAAAGGGAGCUCACCCCAUCUGUGGAUUCGAACCACCAACCUUCUGAUCAGCAAGUUCUGCAGCUUAGCAGUUUAACCCGCUGCUCCACCAUGGCCCCAUGGUUUUCCAAAAGGCUUAAUAAAAUAGCUGUGCGGGGAUUCUGGGACUUGCAGUCUCCCUUAAAAAACCUUUUUCAAGCACUUCUUUCUCCUUUAAAAAAGACCAUUUCAAAUUAGCUAUAUCCACUGGAGGCUGGCCAUAGAAUUGCACUGGAGGACCUAGAGAUUCUUAGAGAGGUGUGCUUUCUAGAAUUCUCUAGGUCUUCCAGCAUGACUAGAGGAAAUUGACAACAAACCCAUAUUAAACAGCCUAGAGAUUCCUGGAGAAAACAUUUGUAAUAAAAAUCUGUGAAUAAUCAAAUUUAUAAAAGUCAAAACUGCAAAUUUGGAGGAAUAAUUGUGCUGACAACUUUCCAAACCUGAGGACAACAUUUUGGGGAAUUUCAGAGAAGAGAUCCUUUCAUCAGUGCAGGGCAGAUAGACUGAGUGAUGGAAACGGAGGCAAUGCAGCAGAUUCCUUGGCUCAUCUGACUGGUUGCAGACAAAUGAACCAAGUAUAGUUGCCUUUGAUGUUUGUUUCUCAAUGUGGCACUAAUAUCUGUCCAAUGAAGGCAAUAAUGACCUACGCUAAGAUAAACAGGGAAGCAAAGGCCAGGUGGUGCAUUCUGUUUGCCAGUUUCCUUAAGCAUUAUCAGAAGCCUUGGUUGGCUUGAAAUAUAACCACAUCAUUAGCCAUUAAAAAAGUCGAAAGACAAGAGGGUAGUCUAUCGUAGGAGAUCCAGAAGGAAGCACUUUUACUGCCCACUGCAGUACCUCUUCUGUCAUUUUUGGAAAUGGCAGGAGUCCAAAGCAGUGUGGUGCUUUCCUCACUGCACAGAAUACCUCUCAACUUCUCUACGGUUCAUAUCAGAAACUGUAAUUUUGGCCCUAAAACGUGUUCUCGACUUAUACAUGAAGUAUAUAUGGUACUCCCGGGACCAUUCUGUGCAACUGACAAUGCAAUUCUGAAAAAUCAAUCAGCUUGAAUGGGUAGUGUCUCUAAAUCCUUGAGUGGACAUUCCCCAGAUUGGAGAUAUGGCACACAACUCAUCUACAGGAAAAAUAUGGAAUGGGAGAAUUGAUUCAUUCUGCAUGUAUGAGAGCCGGAAAUGAUGUUGUUAGGAGCAGAUGUUGAAUGGAUUCUGGAAUGAGAGGAUGGGAAGUAGGAACGACUGGAAGGAAGAGGCACAGGUGGGAAGGAACGAGGCAAAUUUUCAGUUCCUUCUCUCUUUCUCUUCCUUGCUAAUUUAUCUUGUCAUUGUGCAUCAUUUUUAUUAUCAUUUCCCCAUUUAUUUUGCACUGUGGGAUCAGCUAUGCCUGGCGCCCAUGAAUGAGCGAGUGAAUGACUGAAGAUGGAGACCAUCUGUUCCUCUGAGGAGGAAAGGACAUUUGUGAAGAUCAGUGUGUGUGGGCCAAGGGCUGAAGCAGCUGCGUCCAGCCAUUUCCAUCAGUGUUUUUUUAUAUGUAAUUAUUAUUGUCGUUGUUAUUAACAAUAAACCAGAAUGAUGUUGCACGUUGAA